Messenger RNA from Mucor mucedo, 1860 nucleotides. Its product is annotated as exocyst complex subunit Sec15-like-domain-containing protein. The record is from RefSeq and is a predicted model, not a curated record. The transcript is spliced from 9 exons. Gene Ontology annotation, cellular component: membrane; exocyst. Gene Ontology annotation, biological process: intracellular protein transport; Golgi to plasma membrane transport; exocytosis. NCBI's taxonomy places the organism in Eukaryota, Fungi, Mucoromycota, Mucoromycetes, Mucorales, Mucoraceae. The coding region runs from base 1 to 1860 and encodes 619 amino acids.
AUGCCUGCAACAUCCAAUGAUACAGAGCUUGGAAAGCUAGCAAGGUCUAUGGAAAAGGCCAACAUGAACGACACAAGCGUAUUUGCCAGUGGUUUGGAAUUGACCUUUUCUGCUACUUUAGAUGACUCUGAAAGUUUAGAACAAUUGGGACCUGUAAUCAAAAAUAUUACAGAAACAGGAAAACAGGCGUCCUUUUUGGAAGCCUUAGAUGCUCUCAUUCGAAAAAAAGAUGGUGAAAUUGAACGCAUGUGUAAUUCUCAUUAUCAAGAAUUCGUUCAUGCCGUCGAUCAACUAUUAAAAGUAAGACAAGGCUCAGUUGAGUUACGAAGAAAGCUCGCUGAUGUGAAUGAGACUCUUCAAUCUCGAGGCACACGAUGGGCAGAAAGGAAACGAGAGUUGACAAAUGCCCGAAAAGUGCAACAAAAUGUGGAGGAUGCUAUUGAAGCACUUCAAUCCAGUCUCAUCGUCCUGGAAUCAGCCAAUAAAGUAAACGAAUUGUUGGAUAAAAAGAUAUAUUAUUCCGCACUAAAGACAUUGGAGACAUUGGAAAAUGACCGUUUGGGACAGACCACAGAAUACACCUUUACAAAAAUGCUAAGUCAAGAUGUGCCAAUCAUGCAAAAUACAAUUAAAAGCACUGUUACAGUUGAAUUAAAAGAAUGGCUAGCAAGAGUGCGUGAGAUAUCUCGGGAGAUCGGUAAUCUAGCUAUGCAACGGAUGCAAGAGAGACAAGACAGAUGGAGAUCAAAGACUACAGAAAACCCCAAGCUGAAAAACCUCCAACAUCACCAAGUCAAUUCCGCUAUAGAAAUGGUGGUAAAUGAAGGAUUGGAAAUUAAUAUUGAUUUUGAGCCUCUUUAUCGAUGUAUUCAUGUAUAUGAAACAUUGGGUAAACGAAAUGAGUUCAAAACAUCCUACUCAGAAGAUAGAAGAGCACAAGCCAAUUUAGCUUUAUCCACGCCUAUCAACUUACGAGAUGGAAACCUUACAACAUUUGAAACCUUACUUCAAGAUAUUGUGGGUUUCUUUAUUAUUGAGCAUAUGAUUUUACACAACACUACCGAGUUCAGAAGUCAGGCAGAGGUGGAUGGAUUAUGGGAGAUGGUUACAGGAAAAGUUAUUCUGGUGGUGUCUGAAAGUCUAAAGGGAUGCAGUGAUCCAGAGUUGUUCUUGCGCAUUAAAUUCUCCCUCUUGAUCUUUAUCCAGACGUUGGAAGGAUUUGAUUAUUCUGUAAAACCUUUACAGGAGACAUUGUUGACUCUUUUCCAAAGAUAUUCAGAACUUUUGAUCAACCAGUAUAGUGAAGUAUUUGAAAAGAUUGUGCAAGAAGAUGAAUGCAUGCCUAUGACAGUUGAAAAUGAUGACGAGUUAAAGGAAGUCAUGCAAUAUACCCGAUUCCGACCUGACCGUGAAUUUAUCAAACGAUAUGGAUUCCCGCUUCGAUUACCCUUCUCUAAAGUAUUUCCUACCUGUUGUCGUGAUGUCAGUUUCUUUGUGCACCAAUUUUAUCAAUUUGCUGAGGGAUUCAGUCAGACACACGGAGAAAUGGAUGACAUAUUGAAAAAGGCUGUGGAUAGCUUAUUGAUCCAAAAAGUCAAUGCGAUUCUGUUAAAGAAGCUACAAUCGACUAAUUUGUCUCAAAUCGUGCAAAUUAUUAUCAAUAUUGAAUAUUUUGAAUCAACGUGUCCCGAUUUCGAGAUGUUACUAAUGGAGACUCGGUCCUUUCAUCGAUCUGGUCACAUUCAUUUGAAAGCUACUUCUACUUUCCAUGAUACCCGUAGAAAAGCAGAGAAGCGUAUUUUUGAAUUGGUCAACUCCAAACUUGAUGAAUUUUUGGAGCUUUUCGAAUACGAUUGGUAA